UGUAAACUUCAAAUUUUUGGAGGGAAUUUCGUGGAAUUUCACAAUAAACAGCUGAAAGAAGGAAAUCAGGAAAACAUCCUUGUAAAUAGAGGAUUUCCCAGCAGGAAAAUGUACAAAAGCAAGCGCUAUCGCACGGGAACAGCAUCCCUAACGGGUCCAGCGAAGAAAGCAAAAUCAGACGCGGAAAAUCGUCCGGGAACAUCAACUGCUGGAAUCCUGACGCAGAGAAACAGAGCUCCAGCUGCAGAUGAUGAUGACGACAUAAUAUUCGGGAGUCAGAGCUCAAUUCCCUCAAGUCAGCCUCCGAGUCAGCGACGCUACGUCUCGCAACGAAGCAACAUGGUCAGCAUGUCGCAGAUGCUGGCAGGGCAUGCAGGGACGAAUGACAACACUCGCAUCUCGGACACGUACUACGAGUACGUGUUGCAGAAAUGCGGAACAAAGUGUGAUCAUCCGGACAACUACAUCAUUGAUUGCGAUCACAUUCAGUUUGUAAGUAAGAUCCGGAAUACGCUGCAGAGCAGCAUGGACUACCCUGGGAACAUUCCCAAGUUCAUCAAUGGCUUCAAGAGUGUCGUUGGGAAUGAUAAUCUCCUCUCGAAGACACUCAGUGUCUGCAUGGUGAGCCUCCCAACAUCCAAUGGCUUCCCCCAAUCUCAGGAGAGUCUCAUGAAGAAUCUCCUCAUGAUUGACUUCCUGCAGCAAGAUCUCCUUUCUGUGCUCCUCGAGCGCCUUCAGGAUAUGGCAAAGAAGGCGUCUGGAUGUGAAAUGUCUUCCUGCAUUCUCGUCAUGAUCCUGUCCCAGCUGAAAUUCAUCAAUAAGAUCAAACACGGAGAGAUGGUCUUCACGCGGAUCAUCACAGUCCUCGAAGCCUCCCCUAUGGACGUCAAGCAGACCAUUGUGAGGCAUCUGGAUGACGUCAUUGAGGCCAAGAGACACAGUGAGAUUAUCCGGAAGCUAAUGACAAUGUUCCCGGAGGAUGAGGAUAUCCUCAAUGAUUCCACACUGGAUGCUUUUGGGAAUAUGAGCCUCUCGACGCCCCUUCUGAGUGAGUUGAAGCAGAAAAUCUUUGAUUAUAUGGAUCGUGGAGCACCCACAGUGCUCUAUCCGAAAUUCAUGAAGCUCCUGCUGAAGUACAACGACGAGAGCACCCUAACUGACCUGAUCUACAACAUCCGGAGUCAUCUCAAGUGGGACGCUCAGGGGAAACGUCAGGAAGUCACUGCGAGCAAGAAGAGUGUGCUGAAUCUCAUAAAAAUCUCCCUAAUGCGCUCCACGAAGCUCAGUGAUCUCUGGAUCAAGUCCAUCAAAGGCUCCCCAACUCCGGAGGAGCACUUCCCGUUGGAUUUUGUCGUCCUCGUGCUCAUGAUGGAGGCAAAUGAUGAUCGUAGUGCCACCAUUGAGACGUUGAUACGCAAAAAGUUCUCCGAUGAACUCUUCACGCGUCGCUUCCUGCGGGAUGUUGUGGCACAAUUUCCGGAAUUUGUCGUAGAUAAUUUGGGCAUUUUCCUCGAGAUUGCUGAUCACUUGUUCCGGAGCAAGGAGAAGAUCUGGGAAAUUGGGAAGGUUGCCUUUAAGUUUGCCUUUGGCAUUGAUGCGUGCAACCGGAAGGUUAUCCUUUCGAAGCUUGUGGGGUUGGUGUGUGAGAAAACAGAACCGGAAGUGAAGACUCGUGCUCUGGUGAUGCUUAGUGAGAUUCGUGUGAAGUACUUCACAGAGCUGCAGAACAACGGGAUGCAAUUGCUGCUGAUUCAGGAGAAUAUUGGAGACAUUGGGCUGAUGCAGUAUCGCAUCCUAAUGGAUAUCUUGUGUUCCAUUGCCUACCCCAUGGCACCCAUCACAGCACCGGAAGAACUUGUCCAUGAGAUUGAUAUGCUGGUGAAGAAGCAAUUGGCCAAUAGUAGCAUCUCAGUGAUUCGUCUGGGAAUUGUGGGGGCAAUUAAGACAAUUGGGCAUCUCGUGUGGCACCCCACGGAAGACGAGGCCAGCGCAGGCUUCGAUCCCAACAAAACUGUACACUCUGCUGCGGAUUUCCCCAAAGGAGCUGUCCGGGAAGCAGCCCUGCUGUACAAUAUGGUGAUCAAAGUGGCCUCUGGGUGCUGUGCAGACUCCCUGGCCAUGUGCUACGAUGAACUAGCGCUGGCCUUCUCAAGCAGAAACAAUUUGGGCACAAACAAAAAGUUCCCCAAUAAGAUGUUCCUCAAUUGGCUGUCUGAAUCCCUCGUGGAUAACUUUACCAGCUACUUUACCAUCGACGGGGUUCCGUCGCACCACGAAAUGGACUUUAUCCAGAAGUACGGACUCAUUCCGGAGGAGGAGAAUGAGAGUAUGUCCAUCAACAUUGGCGGAUUGACCAUCAGGCCUUCUGAGAAGUUAGAAUCCUCAAUAACAGUCCUGUGUCCACUUUUCAACAUCCUGCGCGUCCUCCAGUUCCGCCUGGACAAGGGGAAUCUCGAGAGUCUCUAUGGGCUGUGUGGAUUCGGCGUAAUCCUCCCGCAGCACGUUGGCUCGCUCGAUGACAUUGAUCUCUUUGACGAAUUCGACGUAGCCACGAGUAAAUGUAUCCUGGACAUGUACUUCCACACAGCUAAUUGGUUCCGGGAAAUAAUUGGUGGCUUCUCGUGCCAACAAGUCCCGCAGAUUCGUCAGCAAAUCCUCACGCGUCUCACGGAAUUAAUUCGCAUUGAAGGGCAAAUCCGGAGGCUCCUUAAGCUUGCUCCCACCACCUACAUAGCCCCCAAUUCCUCAUUUAUUGCCACACAGGAGAGAAGCCAGGUGCAGGUGUUCAAGAAGCCAGCUCCUGUGAGAAGUGCUGCUGCUGCUGGUGGGGCAAGUACUUCCAAGCGAGGUGGCAGGAAGAAGAUCAGCGAUAAUUCCGAGAGUCAGGGAACCCUGACAGCAGCCUCAAAGUCCCAGGAUACGGUGAAUAUGUCAAGGAAUCGCUCGGAGAAGGUUCCAAACUUUGCCACAUCAUACGGACCACGGGAGAACUACCGGCAGAUGGAUUUGGAUAUUCUCCUCCUGCUGGAGAAUCAAUUUCUCACUGAACACACCCUCAGUGAGGGCAGAAUUGGCUCCGCCAUUGGGUUGCAGGAGUACAAGUUCAUCAUUGAGGAUCUUGUGCUGAAAUUGGAAUCAUUUGUCUCACUCCGGCGGCCGCUGUGCCAUCAAUUGCAGGUGAUCACAUCCCCGGAAGCCCUUGUGCACGAUCUUGUGGCAAUGCUACCGCAGAUUCAGCAGCAUUUUGCGGAGAUUGUGAGUGAAAUGGGACGCGCCAUGGAGGCAGCGGAACAAAUACUCGAGAGUCAUCAUCUCUACACGGAAAAUGUGAAUUCCCUGAAAGUUUGCUUUGCCAUCACGCUGCGUCUCUAUGCGACACUUUUCACCUGGACGGGAUUUGCUGAGCACACGGAUCUCCUGCAGCAGGGACUCUGCGUUAUUGCUGAGAGUGCUGAAACGGAAAUUGGCGCCCUGGCAUCGGCGGCCAUCCGGAAUGUUGUGAAGCACGAGAAGUUGGCACUGGAGAUCGGGAGUGCCCUGCAAAUGGUCUAUCUCGUGGCAACUCUCACCAAGUUUGCGGACAAUCAGGAGGAGAAUCAGGGAGCCCUAAAAAGUCUCCACGAGAACUUCCUCUCCAGGCAUUGGUACACAUGCACAGGAGCAAUAGAGCGUGGCUCGGAAUUCAAUGUCUUCCUCACGGAACUGCUGAAAGGUGUCUUCCGGUGUGGAGACUUUAAGCAGCUCAAUGCACAGAUUUUAUGGAUCCGGCGGGAGAUUCCGUUGCUGAAGAAUCGCGAUGAUACCCUCAAAACCUUCCCUGGGUUCACAAAGACCAACUUCACGCUCAUCUUCAAGGCACUCUGUGCAUCCCUCGUUGAUGUACUGAACCGGAAACUCAAUGAGAAGCUCUCCCACAGUGGAAACCUGAAGGUUUGGGAAGCAGUUGUGGGUGUCUUGGAUUCCCUGCGGGAGAUUGUUAGGGGAAUCAAUGGGCCAGGGAAUAAUCUCGUGUACCUGAAGAAUGCAAAUGCCAUCCUCAAGGCCUUCCUGCAGCACGGGAUCCCACUCAUUGAGAGUUGCCUGAAGAAGCGUCAGGAGCAGUGUAUGACGAUCAUUAGGGAUCUCCAGGAAACAACGAGAUUCCUCAAUAGUUUGUGCUGUCACUCCAAAUUGGCCAAUCACACGGCUGUGGCGUCGCAAAUUCCCCUUGUCCGGGAAACCCUGGAGAAGGUGGUUUUCCACGUUAAGCGUGUCCUGACCACAAAUCAGUGCUCCUCCGCCUUUUGGGUGGGAAUUCUGCGGAAUAGAAAUAUUCAGGGAGAGGUUAUUCCGCGGGAGAAGGCAAUGGAUGACAGUGCUUCGGAUAGAACGGAGGAUGACGUGCCGGAAGAUGAGGAUAUGUCAGAGAUGCUUGAGGAAGAGGGAAAUUCAUCAGAUUCAGAUGACUCAAGGAGUCGUUUACUGUAAUUUUCAGUUAAAUCUUUAUUCUCUCUAAAAUACAAAUAUAUUUGCUAAUUAUUCCAAA
Lutzomyia longipalpis is the source of this 4525-nucleotide messenger RNA. It is a transcript of the gene Fancd2, whose product is annotated as Fanconi anemia group D2 protein. Gene Ontology annotation, biological process: homologous chromosome pairing at meiosis; mitotic intra-S DNA damage checkpoint signaling; double-strand break repair involved in meiotic recombination. The coding region runs from base 109 to 4467 and encodes 1452 amino acids. Lineage: Eukaryota; Metazoa; Arthropoda; Insecta; Diptera; Psychodidae. The transcript is spliced from 4 exons. Gene Ontology annotation, cellular component: nucleus; condensed chromosome. Gene Ontology annotation, molecular function: DNA polymerase binding. The record is from RefSeq and is a predicted model, not a curated record.